Molecule: messenger RNA, 408 nt
Organism: Helianthus annuus (common sunflower)
Lineage: Eukaryota; Viridiplantae; Streptophyta; Magnoliopsida; Asterales; Asteraceae
Product: palmitoyl-acyl carrier protein thioesterase, chloroplastic-like
Exons: 2
Coding region: 39-338 (99 amino acids)
Biological process (GO): fatty acid biosynthetic process
Molecular function (GO): acyl carrier activity; fatty acyl-[ACP] hydrolase activity
Source: RefSeq, a predicted model, not a curated record
CAAAUAUGUGCUUAUAGCCAAGACGGAGCGACUUAGAUAUGAACCAACAUGUUAACAAUGUGAAAUAUAUUGGGUGGAUCCUUGAGAGUGUUCCACAUUCUAUUGUCGAGAACUAUGAGCUUGCUAGCCUAACUUUAGAGUACCGCCAAGAGUGCAAAAUGGAAAGCGUGGUGCAAUCCCACACUUAUGUAAUGGUAAGCAACAAUGGCAAAAUAGGGGUUUAUGAUCUUGUUGAUUGCAAGCAUGCGCUUCAACUUGAGACUGGAGGUAGUGAUAUCAUGAGAGGCUGGAGUAUAUGGCGGCCAAAACAAUAUGGAAAUAGACUAGGACUCGAAUGAGGGUAACUCUUAGUUCUUUAAUUGGAAGUAAAAGACCUAAAGGUCAUAAAACAACAAAUGUUACCAUUGG